Molecule: messenger RNA, 7756 nt
Organism: Lepisosteus oculatus (spotted gar)
Lineage: Eukaryota; Metazoa; Chordata; Actinopteri; Semionotiformes; Lepisosteidae
Source: RefSeq, a predicted model, not a curated record
UUCUCCCUCCCUCUGUCUGCGAAAGAAGUCUCUGCUGGCUAGGCUACAACAACAGCUCGACUAUUGAGAGAGAGAGAGAGAAAGAGAGAGAGAGAAAAAGAGAGAGAGAGCAGGCGUUAGCGUACGCAUCAAUUUGUAGUCCUCGACAACGCACAGAUUUUCCAACGCCGAAUUCAGAGAGAGAGAGAAGGGGAAAGAGAGAGAGAGAGAGGUGGAGAGAGAGAGACGCGUCAAAUUCAGCCUGCUUUAUUUAUUUUUUUUUUCUGACUGCAGCUACAAUGUGACUGUUUGUGUUGUUAUAGUUCAUAUUGUCCCCUCUCCAGCCGCUGCUCAUGUUGCACAGUGCGAAGAGAGAGACCGCGAGAGAAAGAGAGUGGAGGAGAGGGAGGGAGGCAGAGAGGGAGAGAGAGAAAGAGAGAGGGGGACACAUCGUUGCGUUUUAUAGGUAGUGAAUUUUAAGGACCAACGAAGAUUUAGGCCGCGAACCAAUUUUCAGAUUGGAUAACGUAUUCCCUACUGCGACAAAACCAAAAGAUCUGUGAAUUUUGGGGCAGGGGGAGGAGGAAGAGGGGAGAAAGGCAGACAAAAAUGGGCUCAUUAACACACGGAUCAUGAAAUCAAGGAAUAGCAGAGAUUCGGUAAGGGAUUUGAGAAUCAGACAGAAAAGUAUAGAAUUGCGAUCCUGUUUUUCGUUCCAUUAGCUGCGUCAGAUUCUUUUCUAAGAUCUUGUGAACAACAGGAGAUGAUGAUUGCUGACCCUGUAGGCGCCACUGCGUGAAUUCUGCAAGCUUUUACCUGUUUUUUUUUUGUUUGCCCACUGCUGUUGUGACUUCCUCUUUGCUUUGUCUUCAGACCGCUAGUGCAAUGAAACUAGGUCUCUUUAAUGUCCGGUCUGUCACAACCAAGUACUCCUUUCUAAAUGAUUUGAUUGUCCGCGAAAGCAUUGACUGCUUCUUCUUAACUGAGACGUGGCACCGACACAAUGACUUCCUGGUUCUGAAAUACUCCGCCCCCCCUGGUUAUUUGUAUCUGGACCAGCCCCGCCCCUCUAAGCGAGGGGGCGGAUUGGCCGUUAUCUACCGCUCAUCGCUAAAGCUCAGACCCUUCCCCGUCCCUGCGGCGACGUCGUACGAAUGCUUGGCGGUAAAGGCCUCGACCUCUGCACCAGCCAUCUCGUUUGUGCUGCUCUAUCGGCCCCCGAAGUACAACACUGCCUUUUUGCCGGAGCUCGCCGAGCUGCUCUCCGUCUUGCGCUCGCAUUUCGACAAGAUCUUGCUCGUAGGCGACUUUAACAUUCACGUCGACUGCGAGACGGCGUUUUCCGCCGACUUCCUGUCGUUGUUGGACAGCUGCGGGUUCCUCCAGCACGUUAACGUCCCCACGCACUGCCGCGGUCACACCCUGGACCUCGUGUUCUCGUUUGGACUGCCCGUCUCCCAUUUGGAUGUAGUCGACCUGACCAUUUCCGAUCACAAGGCGGUGUUUUUCGAGAGCGUCUGGCCGCAGCUGGGCCUUAAGUCUAAGCCCCCCAUGACCUUCCCCAGUAUAAACUCUGCGGAUUUCCCCCAGGUCCUUAGAUCGUCGCCUCUGAACGUCACUGAUUCAGCGCCCCUGGAGGAAAUGAUGUCAGUGCGCAGCGCUCGGCGAAGGGCUCUUCCCCAGGGCGUGCGGGUCAGUGAGGAGGGCAGGGGGGGCCGGGCUCUGGGCUCUCCUGCGGGGGGCGCUCUCUCCAGCCCCUCUCGGACAGACGGCCGCGCUGACAGAUCCCCGAGAGAUGCUGGAGAGGGAUUGGCCAGUGGACGUGUCAAUCGGAGAUCCAGAGGCCAUGAUUCGUCAGAGAGUGAGGGGGAGGGAAUGGGACCCCCAUCCAAGAGGCAGAAAGUGAAGGAUUCUGAUCCAGGCCUGGCAUUGGAUAGUUCCCGUGGAGAUGGCCCUGGUCCCUGUGCCAGCUCUGGACCUGCCCCCACGCUACGAGAGAGCGACAACGAGGAUGGCCAAUCGCAGGGCAGUGGGAGCUCAGUGGGUGGCAGCUUGGCCAGUAGCAGCCUGAGCAGUGGGCGGGACAUCGACCAAGACAACCGGAGCUCCUCCCCCAGCCUCUCUGCCUCCCCAUUGGCCAGCCUUGACUCUGAAUCUGAGACCCCAGAGUCUCCAAAAUCUCCCAGAUCCAGGAGGGGAGGAGGGGGUGACUCAAAUCCGGAUCACAGAGAAAGAGGAGGGGGUGAGGGAAAAGGGCUAGGCAGCGACUCGAGGGCAGAGAGGGAGAAAGGAGAGAAAGCAGAAAGAGCAAGCAAGGGAGGAAAUGUAGAAUCUGAAGGCGAAGAAGGACGAAGAACAACGGCCUCUGAUCAAGGGGCAGAACAAGGAGGGGGCGGAGGGGACAGAGAUGGAGAACGCGGCGAAGAUGCAGUCCGAGAAUCCCACAACGCCUCUGUCGCCUCCUCUCUCCGGGGGGCAUGCGACUUACUGAACGAAAGCGGGAGGCGGCCAUACCUUCCCCCAGACCCAAGUCACCACCUCCCGCACAGCAAGGGGGACUACAGCAACAGUGCUGCCAGCGGCAAUGCAAACACUGAAGCAACCAGAGGAAAUACCAGCAGGAAAGGUGGAGCUCACUGUGUCCCCGGUGGCAGUGGGGGUGACUAUGGCCUCCAGAACCCCUCCACUGUAUCCCCGCACCAAGGACCCCCCCUGCCGCCACCCCCAGCCCUCAAACCUUUGGACACUCAGACAGAGAGGCCGGACAAGCUGGAUAAGAUAGACAAGAUGGACAAAGUGGACAAGCCUAGCCCUCCAUCUCUUUUGUCCCCUUCUUCUGCCCCUACUCACCCUCACUACAGCCCCCCUGGGCAGACAGGGUGGCAGGCCGGAGGUGGAGGGGUGUCCAACUGCCCCGGAGGCUGGGGCUAUUCUAGGUACCCCCAACAGCAUCAUCAGCAAACCAGCCAGCAGCAGAUGCCCUCAGUGUAUAGCAGCUCCCCCAGACACCCCACCCACCCCACAACAAUGUCCGCACCCCCUCCCUAUCACCACUUAACGCAUGGCCACCCACACCGAGAAUACCCCUCAAGGGAGCUCCUGCACAGCAGGGGCUUUUCAUCUUCCCGGGACAUCCCUGAGAGAGAGAGGGGAUCAGUGGGGUUAAGGGAAUUUGGAGGAGGUGGAGGCAGGGACUUUAGUAACAGUAGCAGUGGUAGCUGUAGUAGUGUUGGUGCCAGUAGUAGCAGUGGGAACAUGAACAGCACUAGUGGAAAUCAGAGUAGAGAGUUUUUGGUUCAGGAAAGAGGAGGAGGGGCUGGAGGGAAUUUGGCCAAUCAGAGUCGGGAAUACUCUGUGUUAGGGUCCCAGAGCUCUGUCCGGGAAAACCGGGAAAGUUUGGGAUCCAAUCGAGAGUUUGCUUCUGCAUUUUCCUCUAACCGGGAACCAGGCAGUCAUGGGCAAAGUCACGGCCUCUCUCCGAACACGAACCCAACUCGGGAAUUUCCACGAGAUGCAGGGGGCAUCCCAGAGAGGUGGGAUUUUGGGCCGUCGGGCCAAAUCCGGGAGGCUAUAUCCGGGGCUCCUGCUAAUCCCUCCAGUAGCUCCUCCUCCUCCUCCUCCUCAAGUGGAGCACACAGUGGACAAGGAACCUCCAUUCCUGUAACAACCCGAGAUCGAGAUCUACCCAGUCCCCAACACCCCACUCCAAAUCGGGACUCUAACACCCCCUCCCUGUCUCAGACGCAAACAGGAAACCCUCAUCCCCAGUCAGGACCUCAAAACAGAGAGUACCCUGGUUCGCUGGAGUUUACAUUCCCUCAACAGCAGCAGCAACAAAAUUGCACCCCGAUAUCUACCGCAUCCUCUGCAGCUGAUCCCCUGGGACCCCCAUACAUACCUCCUCACUCCUCUGCUUCAUCCUCCACCUCUUCACGAGAAUACCCCACCCCUGCUCCUGUACCAUCUCCGGGGGCAAAAGAUUACCUGCCCCCACCCCCUCUUAGUGCCCCAAAUAGGGAAUACCCUAGUCCUCCUGGUGCAAGUGCACCUAGAGAGUACACUGGGGUGUCCCAGAUACAACACCCUCCUCACUCCUGUCACCCCCCACCUCACCACCCCCUGCAUCCAGGAGUGGGUAGGGAAUACCCUGGCCCAACAGGAUCUGUUGCUCCCCAGGUCCGAGAGAGAGAUAGAGAGAGAGACAGGGAGACAGGGGCACCGACAACUAAUCCCCCACACUACCCUGGCCGCAGUCUCUCCCAGCCUCACUCCCAGACUCUCUCCCCUACCUCUUCUUCCUCUCAUCCCCGCCCUCCUUCUGCCCCUUAUCCCCCUGCCCUCUCUGCAUCCCCAUACUCUCAAGGCCUGCCCCCAGGUCUGGCCAAUCAGGCACGGGGAGGGCCAUAUCCAUCCUCCAUUCAGACACUGACCCCGCCCACUCCCCAGUCACCCCGCCCAAGCCCCUCCCCUUCCCUGGGUUCAGCCACAGCCUUCCCCCACCAGGGUCCGCCACCUACGUUUCCCUUCCCAACCUCCUCAUCGGCAUCUACUCCUCUUCCUGCCACAGCCACUCCAACUUCUUCUUCCCCUGCUGCCUCUGGUUACAGACCUUAUCAUCCUAACCUGAAUAACCACACCCCCUUUAUAAAUUCCUUCCACAAUAAUGGAAGCAAUACUAACACUUUGAUGAAUAAUAACAACAAUAAUAACUCCAGUGCUUGUCACUCACUGUCACCUCAGAACACUCCCUCCUGUAAACCCCUCCCCCCUCUUAGCAGUCCCACCAGUAGUCUCCCUGUCCCCGCCUCUAGCCCUGCCCUUCCUGGUGCAGGCCAAUCCAUCCCACCACCUGAUUCCUUCUCAGCUUCAUCGGUGCCCCCUGUCAUCAAGGAGGAGCCAAUCGAGGAAGGGGAGGAGACAGAAAGCCCGCCUCCAGUGCUGAGGAGCCCCUCCCCUGAGCCCAAACAAGUGGACAUUCCCAUUCAUGCCAGCCAAUCAGCUCGUUUCCACAGGGUCCUGGACAGAGGAAGUAACUCCUGCUCACGUACUGACCUCCACUUUGUCCCUCUGGAUGGGUCUAAGCUCUGGAAGAAGAGGAAUGAAGUGAUUGAGAGAGCGAGGAGGGAGGUGGAGCAACGAGCCCGCGACCUGAGAGAGAGGGAGCGGGAAAGAGAGAGGGAACGAGAGAGGGAAAGGGAACGAGAGAGGGAGAGGGACCUGGAUCGACAUUUACAGAAGGACAGCAGCAGCAGUCUUGGCAGCACUUCAGCAGUGGGGGUGGGGGCGGAUACCCCAGCUCUCCGAACACUGAGUGAAUAUGCCCGGCCGCAUGUCAUGUCACCCGUCAGUGGGGGAGGGGGCUGCAUGAACAGGGCUGCUGGACAUCACCCCAAUUUCCAUGGCCACCCCCACUCGCACCCCCAUCCUCCUCAUCCUCACCACCAUGCAUCCUUUUUCUUGCCCCAGUUUCAAAACCCCGCUCUGGGGCAUCACGGUUUGCCUCCAGAUGCGGCAACUGCAGCCGCAAUUUUGGGGUUCCUUUACGGGGGGCUGGAAGGGGCAGGUGUUGCUGGAGGAGCAGCUGUAGGGCCACCAGGGGGCCCGGGAGGCUUAGGAGGAGGAGGUGUAGGGGGUCUUGGGGGACUAGGAGGCCUCGGUUUCCCCCACUCCAUCAGAGAGAGGGCGAAACCAGGGUUCGAGUUUAAAACGGAAGAGAGAGUGUACCAGAGUGCCCUGCCAGACCCGUCUCACUCUCAUUCCCACUCGCACUCUCACUCGCAUUCUCACUCCCACGCCCACUCACUCCUGGGCCCAGCUGUUCUUUUGGGAGGAGGGGGAGGAGGACCAGAAUCAUCCCUCUAUGGGACCCCCCCUCCCCCUCCACCUGCCCCUCCCAACCCCACCCCCUCUAACCCCCCUCCUCCCUCUCUUCCUUCUCUCCCUCCCCCUUCUAGCCGCCUCUCUGGUCCUCCUCCCUCUCAUCCUCUCCCUCACCCACCUUCGUCUUCGCUCCUCCCUCCCUCUCUUCCCUCUGUCUCCCAGCCCCAAGCCCCCCCUCCACCUCCCGCCCCUCCUCCUUCCACCAACCCCUCUUCAGUGCCUCCCCCUCCCACUGCCUCCAACCCCACUCACUCGCUGCAGUCGUUCUCCCACUCCCACUCCCAGAGCCAAGCCACAGCAUCGGUCACCAUCGCUCCCCCCCCGCCUCCUCCUCCCCCUCUCCCUCCUGCGCCGGAUCCCGAAUCCCACCUUUCCCGAUCGCCUGGCGGAGUAGCGAGUGAGCGAGAGAGGGGAGGAGGGGGAGGAGGAGGAGGAGGAGCAGGAGGAGGGGUGAGCGAGCGAGGAGCUCCCGAACGGGGAACAGCAGGAGGGGGAGGAGGAGAGGGGCUGGGGCGACUCCAGAUGAUGAACGUCACCCCUCAUCAUCACCAGCACUCCCACAUCCACUCGCACCUGCACCUGCAUCAACAGGAGACAGCUCCUGGAGGGGUUCACCCCCUUAUUGACCCCCUGACCUCAGGGUCAUCUCUGGCUCGGCUGCCAUACCCCGGAGGAGCUCUGGGGGCACCCAUCCUUGCACACCCCCUUGCUGACACCGAGGUGCUCCGCCAGCAGCUGUUUGGCGCCCCGUUCAGAGAUCUGCCCCCACCCUCUCUGCCCCCACCCAUGUCGGCAGCUCAUCACCUGCAGGCCAUGCAGGCCCAGAGCGCCGAGAUACAGAGGCUGGCCCUGGAGCAGCAGUGGCUUCAUCACCACCACCACCACUCCCUGUCUGCUGCCCAGGAGGAGUACUACAGCCACCUGAAGAAAGAGAGUGACAAGACACUGUGAGCAACAGCGAGCGACAGAGCGCGGAAAAGACCCCGCCACUACCCGCGGCUGAUCGGAGGGCGGGGGGACAGCACGGAGAAAUCCUGCUCAUCGCCGGUCACCCGCCAGCGAGCGAGUCAAAGAAAGAGCGAUGCACAGUGACUGGACUCUGAUUUACACGAACACUGCGCUAGCAGAGAGAGGAAGACAGGGUUAAUACACUGCUCCACUGACUGACUUACAACAGCUGCACUGUGACAGGGAGGAGGAGGAGGGAUUGAUGCAGUACACAGUAUAUUAUCUAUAUGUCCUUGUGAUGUGUCUGGGUGGUGUGCAUACAGUAUAUGCAGUGAAUUAUGUACAGACCCUACUAAAGUGUUCAGGGUGUGUACGAGCCUAUACACCGUGCACUAUAAACCGAUAAAAAUUGCCAAAUGAUCUGCAAAUAUAGUACUGUUUGUAAGAGGUUCUGAUAAGGUGUACAGGCAGUGUGGAGAUACAACACAUUUCAUCAAGGUCCUGAUUAUGCAGAUUGAUUGGUGUACGAACUGUAGCUGAUGUGCAGGACAUCAUAGUGCCCAGGCAGUGUGUGUAUAUAGAGUAUAUUUGAUAUAAGUCCAAAUGAAAUGGCCAGACAGUGUGUAUAUACAGUAGUUUAGCUGCAGUGUUCCUAAUGAAGUGUUCAGGCACUGUGUAUAUACAGUAUUUUAGGUACAAGGCCCAGUUGUCAGACCAGAUGGAGUGUAAAUAUGGUACAUUAGGUACUAAAAUGACCAGACAGUGUGUACAUGUGUCAUUAAGUAGUGCUUUCAUUUCCUGUCUAGUGCAUGUAGCUCGAUACUAAAACCUUGUCGGUGGACCUACUUCUGUUUUUGUAGUAAGCCUCAAUGCGAUUGGUGCGAUUUUAAUGAGUAUGCAUGAGAAUUAUAAUUUUGUGUCAUUUUUUUAAUUUCCUUUGUUUUUUGGU